AUAUAUUGUUGAUUUUCCCAUAACUAAAUUAAUAUUUUCUCUUUAAUAAAAAAACAUGUAGGAUCAUGGAUCCACUAUGUUGGGUAUGACUAAAAAAACAAACAUCAAGAUAUAUAUAGCCAACACUUUCUAAUAAAUAAGAAUACAACUCUUUUCCAAUCAUCCAAGAGACAACACCAAUAUGGAGCUCUUCUUCCUUUGUGGUGUCAUUGUAUUUGUCUUCCUAUGUCUAGCAUCCCUCCUCCUCAUCUACAACCACAACUCGAGUCGGGGGUAUUCGCUACCCCCGGGAAAAAUGGGGUGGCCGGUGGUGGGCGAGUCGUUGGAGUUUUUGUCGACCGGGUGGAAGGGUUACCCGGAGAAGUUCAUUUUUGAUAGGCUUAACAAGUAUAAACCAAGUCUAGUGUUUAAGACAUCUAUAUUUGGAGAAAAGGUUGCAAUUAUGUGUGGUGCUACGUCUAACAAAUUUUUAUACUCCAAUGAGAACAAAUUAGUACAAGCUUGGUGGCCUAAAUCAGUUGAUAAAAUCUUCCCUUCUUCUACACAAACUUCUUCUAAAGAAGAAGCUAAGAAAAUGAGGAAACUCCUUCCUAACUUCCUCAAGCCUGAGGCUUUACAAAGAUACAUACCCAUCAUGGACACAAUUGCCAUUCGACACAUGGAAUCCGGGUGGGAAGGUCAGGACAAGGUAGAAGUCUUCCCAUUAGCAAAACGAUACACAUUCUGGCUCGCAUGCCGACUCUUCCUAAGCAUUGAAGACCCUGUCCAUGUAGCCAAAUUCGCAGAUCCAUUCAAUGACAUUGCAGCAGGGAUCAUCGCAAUGCCAAUUGAUCUUCCAGGGACACCCUUUAACAAAGGAAUCAAGGCUUCUAAUAUUGUUAGGAAAGAAUUAAGAGCCAUUAUCAAGCAGAGGAGGUUAGAUUUAGCAGAUGGCAAGGCUUCUCCAACACAAGAUAUACUGUCUCAUAUGUUGUUAACUCCUACUGAAGAUGGGAGGUUUAUGAAUGAGGCUGAUAUUGCUGAUAAAAUCUUGGGUCUUCUUAUUGGUGGUCAUGAUACUGCUAGUGCUGCUUGUACCUUUGUUGUUAAGUUUCUUGCUGAGCUUCCUCAUGUUUAUGAAGGUGUCUAUAAAGAGCAAAUGGAGAUAGCAAAAGCAAAGGCACCAGGAGAACUUCUAAAUUGGGAGGACAUACAAAAGAUGAAAUACUCAUGGAAUGUGGCUUGUGAAGUGAUGCGUUUAGCCCCUCCACUUCAAGGUGGUUUUAGAGAAGCCAUUACUGACUUCAUGUAUAGUGGAUUCCAAAUUCCCAAAGGAUGGAAGCUAUAUUGGAGUGCAAAUUCAACACAUAGGAACCCAGAAUGCUUCCCAGAACCAGAAAAAUUCGAGCCAUCGAGAUUCGAAGGGAACGGGCCAGCACCAUACACAUAUGUUCCCUUCGGAGGAGGACCAAGAAUGUGUCCAGGCAAAGAAUACGCCAGGUUAGAGAUAUUAGUGUUCAUGCACAAUGUUGUUAAGAGAUUUAAAUGGGAAAAAGUUCUUCCUGAAGAGAAAGUUAUCGUUAAUCCCAUGCCUAUUCCUGAGCAUGGUCUUCCGGUUCGCCUUUCUCCUCAUCCACAACCUGUAGUUGCUUAAUUAUUUGGGUUUAUGCCCCUUUUUUUUUUUUUGGGAUUGUAGAAGGGUUGUGGUUGUGGAGGUAGUAUUGUACAAUUUCAUGGGAUAUGUACUAUAUGUUUGCAUCAUGAUGCAUAUGUGUAUAUUUUCCCAAGUGUUAUUGAUUUGUUAUAUGAAUUUGAAUAAGAUUGAUAUAGGAUUAAGAUAUAUGAAAUAAUACUUUGUUUUGUUCUA
Messenger RNA from Amaranthus tricolor (Joseph's coat), 1846 nucleotides. Its product is annotated as beta-amyrin 28-monooxygenase-like. Lineage: Eukaryota; Viridiplantae; Streptophyta; Magnoliopsida; Caryophyllales; Amaranthaceae. The record is from RefSeq and is a predicted model, not a curated record. Gene Ontology annotation, molecular function: oxidoreductase activity, acting on paired donors, with incorporation or reduction of molecular oxygen; iron ion binding; monooxygenase activity. The coding region runs from base 182 to 1633 and encodes 483 amino acids. The transcript has 4 exons. Gene Ontology annotation, biological process: sterol metabolic process.